Messenger RNA from Colletotrichum higginsianum IMI 349063, 582 nucleotides. RefSeq names its product cofilin/tropomyosin-type actin-binding protein. The transcript is spliced from 6 exons. The coding region runs from base 1 to 582 and encodes 193 amino acids. Gene Ontology annotation, biological process: actin filament severing; actin filament depolymerization; cell motility. Gene Ontology annotation, molecular function: actin filament binding. The record is from RefSeq and is a predicted model, not a curated record. Gene Ontology annotation, cellular component: cytoplasm; actin cortical patch; actin cytoskeleton. NCBI's taxonomy places the organism in Eukaryota, Fungi, Ascomycota, Sordariomycetes, Glomerellales, Glomerellaceae.
AUGUCUCAAUCCGGGUUGGUUUUCCCCCUCCCCUCCAGUCGAGCCUCAACUGUCCGCGUCGACGAACCAUUUGAUGGGCGAACCUCCCUACCGCUCGCAACGCAGCGCAAUGCUAACCCGGUUUUCCCCACCAGAGCGACCGUGUCUCAGGAGUGCAUAACGGCCUACAACGACCUUAAGCUCUCCAAGAAGUACAAGUUCAUCAUCUACAAGCUCUCGGAUGACAACAAGGAGAUCGUCGUCGAGGAGGCCUCGGCCGAUAAGGACUGGGACACCUUCCGCGAGAAGCUGAUCAACGCCACGACCAAGUCCAAGAGUGGCGCUGUCGGCAAGGGCCCCCGCUACGCCGUCUACGACUUCGAGUACAGCCUUGCCUCCGGUGAGGGUGAGCGCAACAAGAUCACCUUCCUCGCCUGGUCCCCCGAUGAUGCCGGUGUUAUGGCCAAGAUGGUCUACGCUUCUUCCAAGGAGGCCCUCAAGCGCUCGCUCACCGGUAUUGCGACCGAGCUCCAGGCCAACGACCCCGAUGACAUCGAGUACGACUCCAUCCUCAAGACCGUCAGCAAGGGCAUGGCCGGUUAA